GGUGAAGUGACAUAAUUCUCUUUGUUUUCCUCCCUGAGGAGGUAGUUCAGGGAAGGGAAGCCCUUUGCCGAUGAGUGAGUGCGUGCAUGUGUUUGUUUUCUGAAACUUCAACAAGAAAGACAAAUGGCUGAAGAAAGCUUGAAGAGACGAAAGGGAAAGGACAAAGGAGGAGAGGACAGACAAUCCAUUCAGAGUAAUGAACCCCAAAGGAUGAACCUACAAAAGCAGGUGGGCCUCAUUAGUGGAAUCUGUAUGAUUGUUGGUACAAUCAUUGGCUCAGGUAUCUUCGUCUCUCCAAAGUCAGUGCUUGCCAAUGUUGAAGCUGUGGGUCCUUGUUUAAUCGUCUGGGCAGGCUGUGGAAUUCUGGCAACAUUAGGUGCACUUUGUUUUGCUGAGCUUGGUACAAUGAUCACAAAGUCUGGGGGAGAAUAUCCUUACCUUAUGGAGGCUUUUGGCCCAAUCCCAGCGUUUUUGUUUUCCUGGACAAGCUUACUGGUUACAAAACCCAGUUCAUUUGCAAUCAUUUGUCUCAGCUUUGCGGAAUACGCAUCAGCUCCUUUUUAUCCAGGCUGUGAUCCCCCCCAGGUUGUCAUCAAGUGUCUUGCAGCAGCUGCUAUUGUGGUGAUUACAAUUGUGAAUUCAUUGAGUGUGAAGCUGGGAAGUUACCUCCAGAAUUUUCUCACAGCUGCUAAAAUGAUCAUUGUCACAAUCAUUAUUGUAAGUGGAAUUGUUCUCCUUGCACAAGGAAGAACUGAAAACUUCAAAGAUGCUUUCAAGGACAGUAAAAUUUCUGCUGGUUCUAUCAGUUUGGCAUUUUAUAAUGGACUCUGGGCAUAUGAUGGAUGGAAUCAACUCAAUUACAUCACAGAAGAACUUAAAAAUCCUUACAGAAAUCUUCCACUGUCUAUAAUUAUUGGAAUCCCCUUUGUUACGGUUUGUUACGUUCUGAUAAACGUUUCCUAUUUCACCGUAAUGACUUCAACAGAGCUCCUGCAGUCCCAGGCAGUUGCUGUGACAUUUGGAGACAGAGUCCUUUAUCCAGCCUCUUGGAUAGUUCCUCUCUUUGUGGUAUGUUCGACACUUGGAGCCGCCAAUGGCACCUGUUUUACUGCAGGCAGACUUGUUUAUGUUGCAGGUCGUGAAGGGCACAUGCUAAAGGUACUAUCUUACAUUAGUGUUAAGCACUUAACACCAGCACCUGCUCUCAUAUUUUAUGGGAUCAUUGCUAUUAUUUAUAUUAUUCCUGGUGACAUUGAUACUCUCAUAAAUUACUUUAGUUUUGCGGUCUGGAUAUUUUAUGGUUUAACUGUACUUGCACUAAUUGUUAUGAGGUUUACAAGGAAGGAAGCCACCAGACCUAUCAGGAUACCCAUCAUCAUUCCUGUCAUAGUAACAGGGGUUGCAAUUGUACUGAUAUUGGCACCGAUCAUCAGUGCACCUGAACUGGCCUAUUUGUACUGUGCUUUAUUUAUUCUUAGUGGACUUAUAGUUUAUGCACUUUUUGUUCAUUUAAAAUUCAAGUGGCCACAAAAAAUAUCAAAGCCCAUCACAAUGCACCUCCAGAUGCUUUUGGAAGUUGUUCCAGAAGAGGAAGUUACUGAAUGAAGUAUUUUAUACCCACCAGGUUGUUUUUAAGUGCUGAACUGGUUGAAGUAGAUUCAGUUUUGUUUGGCACUCAUAUAUAGUUGCUAAAUUGUUAUGUUUGUACUGGUGUAUUAGUUUUGCAACACUUGAGUACUGCAAAGCAUCAAACAUAUAUAAUAAAAGAUUUCUAAGCCAGACUACAGUGUCCAGCAAAGCUGGUUUCCUUGUUUGUUAAUAAGUUAUGGU
Prinia subflava (tawny-flanked prinia) is the source of this 1830-nucleotide messenger RNA. It is a transcript of the gene SLC7A9, whose product is annotated as solute carrier family 7 member 9. Gene Ontology annotation, molecular function: neutral L-amino acid transmembrane transporter activity; L-cystine transmembrane transporter activity. The transcript is spliced from 13 exons. The coding region runs from base 124 to 1605 and encodes 493 amino acids. Gene Ontology annotation, biological process: L-cystine transport; amino acid transmembrane transport. NCBI's taxonomy places the organism in Eukaryota, Metazoa, Chordata, Aves, Passeriformes, Cisticolidae. The record is from RefSeq and is a predicted model, not a curated record. Gene Ontology annotation, cellular component: membrane.